Messenger RNA from Colletotrichum chrysophilum, 1266 nucleotides. RefSeq lists its product as uncharacterized. The record is from RefSeq and is a predicted model, not a curated record. Gene Ontology annotation, cellular component: membrane. Gene Ontology annotation, biological process: transmembrane transport. The coding region runs from base 1 to 1266 and encodes 421 amino acids. Gene Ontology annotation, molecular function: transmembrane transporter activity. Lineage: Eukaryota; Fungi; Ascomycota; Sordariomycetes; Glomerellales; Glomerellaceae. The transcript has 5 exons.
AUGAAGAAAGAUACGGUGACCCUUGGCAAAGUCGACUCUCAGAGCCAAAAUGAGCCCAUCUUCACCGGCGACGACUUGCGACUUGCUCAACUCGGACACGCCCAGGAAUUGAAUCGACAAUUCUCCCUGCUUACACUGGGUGCACUAUGUGUGUGUCUUAUGGCAACAUGGGAGGCUCUGUCGAGUGUUGUUGCGCCGGCUCUUGUCAGCGGCGGCGCCCCUUGUUUGUUCUAUAACUUCCAGGUGGCAGGACUUCUGCCCACGGCCAACCUUGUGUCCGGCUUUCUCCAUGGGGCUGGCUUUCUGGCCAUUCUUAUUGUUCUCGGUGUCAUGGCCCCGAAGAACACCGCGUCCUUCGUCUUUAAGGAAGUCACUAACUCCAGUGGCUGGGAAAGCGACGGAAUCUCUUGGCUCGUCGGGUUGAUUAGCGCCGUCUACCCGUUCUUGGGCUACGAUGCCGCAUGCCAUUUGGCCGAGGAGUUGCCCAACGCGAGUCGCGACGUUCCAAUUGCAAUGGUCGGAAGUGUCAUCGUCAACGGCGUAAUGGGCCUCAUCUACGGCACCGUCUUGCUCUUCUCCACUGGCCCCCUCGACGCCCUCCUCUCGACCCCGACCGGAUACCCCUUCAUGCAAAUCUUCCUCGAUGUCACCAAGUCCCACGGCGGCGCGACAUUCAUGUCCUUGAUCAUCAUUAUGACUGCUAUCGCCGCCACGGUCGCGGGUAUUACAUCGACCUCACGCACGCUCUGGGCCUUUGCCCGUGACAGAGCCACCCCAUACGACCAGUACCUGAGCAAGGUCAACAAACACUCACAGAUCCCGAUCUACUCCGUUGUGCUCGUGACCAUCCUCCAGAUGCUCCUUGGCUUCAUCUACAUCGGCAACACGACAGCCUUCAACGCCAUUCUGUCCAUGGCCAUCAUCGGAAUGUACUCAAGCUACAUCGUCCCCAUCGCGUACAUGCUGUUCGGCCGCAAGAACAUCAAGCACUCAGACUUUGGUCCCUUCAAGCUCGGCCCCACCGUGGGCCCCGUAUUGAACGUGAUCAGUUUGAUCUGGAUGGUCGUGGUCAUCAUCUUCAGCACGUUCCCGUCGGCGAUGCCAGUGACGCCGCAGAACAUGAACUACUCGAUCGUUGUGAUGGCUGGGUGGCUCCUGUUUGGUAUCAUCUAUUACAUCUCAUACGGCAGCAAGAAGUUUGAGGUGCCGGUGGUGGAUAGUAACGUGGUAACAGGCAUUUCUGUCCCUGCAGAUAUCAGCGUCUAA